Aedes aegypti (yellow fever mosquito) is the source of this 1281-nucleotide messenger RNA. Its product is annotated as testis-specific serine/threonine-protein kinase 1-like. Gene Ontology annotation, cellular component: cytoplasm. Gene Ontology annotation, biological process: intracellular signal transduction; protein phosphorylation; microtubule cytoskeleton organization. NCBI's taxonomy places the organism in Eukaryota, Metazoa, Arthropoda, Insecta, Diptera, Culicidae. The transcript has a single exon. The record is from RefSeq and is a predicted model, not a curated record. Bases 294 to 1265 code for a protein of 323 amino acids. Gene Ontology annotation, molecular function: protein serine/threonine kinase activity; tau-protein kinase activity; ATP binding.
UACAUUGUUCUGGGCCUCUGGACCACUGUACAAUAAGGUCUGCAUUCUCCACGUGUUUUCCGGACUGGUUACAUCAUGGCAUGCCAUGAACUAAAAUUUUCAACUGCCUUCUCACUUGUCAGGCGGAACUGUUCAGAAACACGUUUCUCGGUUUUGUCCAUUUUUGUUUCGUUUCGAUUCUGUUAGUUUUUCCGGUGUACCUUUUCCAUUGCAAAGUAAAGAUCGAAAUUGAAAAGCAAUCAAAAAAAAUAUUUCAAAAUCUACGACCCGUGAAUCCCCGUCCUGCACCAGAAAUGUCCACUGCUCCCGUUGCCCACGGAGAAGGCAUAGCGCAACCGUUUCGUAGAUCAUCCCGAUUGGCUAUUCAACAACAGGUGAAAAAAGAGCAGAUUCCUGACGCUGAAGUGUUAAAAUCUCGAGGAUAUCUGUUGGGUCGCCGCAUUGCCAAAGGAACCUUCGCCACGGUUGUGAGAGCCAAGUAUUACGAUCCGAAGGCGGGUGGCGAUGGCUUGCAGACUCCGUUGGAUUUGGCCUGUAAAAUCGUCGAUGAAAGCAAAUCCAAAAACGAGGAUUUCCUGGAGAAGUUUCUGCCGCGAGAGCUGAAAAUUUUGAAACGGAUCAAACACCCCAACAUCAUCCAGCUCCAGGGCAUCAUCCGGAGUGGCUGCCGGGUGUUCAUUUUCAUGCGUCUUGCCGAGCGAGGGGAUCUUCUCAGUUUCAUCCGCAAGUAUGGCGCCCUUCCCGAAGAACAAAGUCGAAUCUGGUUCCAUCAAAUGGCCGAUGCGAUCCGGUAUCUCCAUCGGCUGAACAUCGCCCACAGGGAUUUGAAAUGUGAAAACGUGCUGAUUUCCGAGAGUAUGAACAUCAAACUAUCGGACUUCGGGUUCGCUCGUACGUGCAUCGACGAAACCGGAAUGGCCGUGAUGUCCCAGACGUUCUGCGGGUCGGCUGCUUAUGCUGCGCCGGAAAUCGUAAGCGGCAAGGCUUACACUCCGAAAGCGGCAGAUCUUUGGUCGUUGGGUGUACUUCUGUUCAUAAUGCUUAACGGAACCAUGCCGUUCGACGAGAAACAUCUCAAAAAGUUGGUCAAAAUGCAGCUCGCGAAGCAGUUUGCGUUUCGCCCGGAAGUGGAAAAGGUCAUUUCGCUAGAUGCGAUUCGGAUGGUGCGGCACCUGCUGGAACCCGAUUCGAACACUCGCAUCAACAUUGGCGAAGUACUGCAGGAACGGUGGUUGGAAAAGAUGGUCGUUGCAAAUAAAAAUUAGGGUGAAAUAAGUUGAA